Closterium sp. Yama58-4 is the source of this 993-nucleotide messenger RNA. The record is from the annotation of a GenBank genome assembly. Lineage: Eukaryota; Viridiplantae; Streptophyta; Zygnematophyceae; Desmidiales; Closteriaceae.
AUGUCUCGCUCUCUCUCCGCGCAUUUCGCCCCGACCUUCCUCGCGGAUUGCCUGGAAGCGACCUUCAAGGAGGUGGUUCGAUCCGCUAGAGGCCGCCUCCGUAAGCGCACAGUGCUGCAACUGUACCCCGACGCGCCGCACGCGUAUCUCGUGAAUAAAAAGAACGUGCUCGAGCCGGAUAUUCUAGACCCGUCCGAGACCGGCGGUAACGGAGCCAGCAGCAGGCUUGUAACGGGUACAGGCGCGUCGGAACACAGCAGCAGCGACUCAGGCGGAAAUCUCAAACGGGGGGGGAGAGAAGGAACGGGAGGAGCAGGGGGAGCGGGAGGAAGCUUCCCGGGCGGGAGGGAGAACCUUCUCAGCUCGCAAGUGAGCGCGAGAGAGUCCUUAAUGAGCGAGCUUUCAGAUAUGAUGGCGGAUUUCGAAGUGGGGGAUUUUGGUGAGAAGCUCGUGGUGUCGCGGACGGGGCGGGAUGAUGAAUACGUGGACGACGAUGAGUGGUACAGACAGACCCGCGGACAACCCCCCAUGAUGACUACCAAUGCGCGCGGCCUCGGGAUUGGUCCAGGGCUAGGGUUAGGGUUAGCGUCUGGUGCUGGAGGGGGCGGGGGAAGAGGAAGCGGAGGGGGAGGCGGAAGGGGAGGCGGAGGGGGAGGCGGGGGGGGAGCGGAGAACAGUCCGCUGCUGGAUUUCGCGCAGCAUGCGCGGGCGGCGGGGCUGUUCCCGUCGCACUCGCACUCCGCCGUGUUCGCCCCCAUGGGCGGCCGCUCCGCGUCCCUUGGUGUGGGCGCAGCGCUGCCCAUGGUUCCCGCGGAAUACGCGGGGCUCGUCCCUAUCAGGUCCGGGGGAGGGGCGGCGGGGGCGGCGGGCAUUGGGUUGGGAAGGGGGAGAGGGAUGGGGGGAGUAGAAGGAGGUGGGGCCGAGCGGCAGCAGCAGCAGCAGCAGCAGUGCGCGUGCUUUCCCACGGACAGCAAUAGGCGGCGUGUUGAGUGA